Spinacia oleracea (spinach) is the source of this 1018-nucleotide messenger RNA. RefSeq lists its product as uncharacterized. Lineage: Eukaryota; Viridiplantae; Streptophyta; Magnoliopsida; Caryophyllales; Amaranthaceae. The coding region runs from base 188 to 622 and encodes 144 amino acids. The record is from RefSeq and is a predicted model, not a curated record. The transcript has 5 exons.
UCCUUUCCUGUUUCCCUCCACCUCCUCGGACCAGCCUCCCUCUAAUUCCCCACCUUCUCCCCUCCUCCAUGUCUCUAGGGCAGCUCAAGUUUCCGAAACAGGAGAGAGAAAAACAUUCAUUUGAGUGAUCAUAUUUUACAAUUAUUUAUUUUUGGAUGAGACCCUUCAAAACUAAAUACAAACAAAAAUGAAAAUGAAAGAAAUAGGAGACAUAAUUCCUCAGCAAUGGACGUCACCUUGCGGCAGCCAAUGCACCCACAAAUUUGCUGCUCUUACCCAGAUUCCUUGGAGAGUGUUUUGCAAAAAGGGAUGUGGCGCCGAUGGGGACACGUGGGAAGAAUGUGUGAGCGUAUGCGACCAGAUAUGCUACAAGGACCCAGUAUUAAAGGAUCAGCAGUGGAGUGCUUAUAUUGACCGUUCUCCUGGAGAUGCAAGUUACUCUGAGGAGUGUUUCCAUGCUUGUGUUGCCGGUUGUGGUUACAAGUUUGAGAUGCCUGCUAAGAAGGUUGAAGAGUGCCACCCAAACAGGCCAUGUAAACCUCCUGCUAUGCCGAAACCAGCUAAAAAACCUCUUGGACCACAAGCACCUGUCGCGGAUGAUGUGCCUGGCACUUCUGCUUGACCUCUUAUCGCGAUUCGCGAGUACCCAUUUGGGUAAAAAACUAAAAAUAGUCUUAUAGAAGAAAAAAAAACUAACCAGGCAGACAUUUGAUUUUUGAUUGAAAGGUAAAUCGGUAGGGCUUUUCAGUAAUUAUUUCCUCUUCUUCCCAUGUCUUCUUUUUCGCUGGGGAAGAAGGGAUGAUGGGGCUUUUCCUCUUGUUUCUCGUGCCAUGCUUCAGCCAGCUGCAGCAAGUUCUAAUAUUCUUCAGCUGAAAAAGGAUUUACGGCGGAAAUUUUGUUGGCAUUAACUGUAAAUUCCAAGACUUGUAGGCAUCAAUGCAUUAUACACAGAUUUCUUAGCUGAUGUUUAACUCCUGAAAGAAAUUGGGAAAUAUGUGCUUGUGUUCGGUUUGGUUCA